AUGGCAUCCGGACCAGUCCUGGGCGCCCUGAGACCACUCGCUGCUCUCACCCUCUGCAGACGCCCCACACGCUCAGUCCUGGACACACUGCCCCCCUCUCUUGCCUCCACCCCUCUGCGGACUCUGCAGCUCCGCGGCCCCGGCGCGGGGAUAGGGAGGGCACGGGCGCGGGCCGGGCCUCAGGGGACUUGCCCAGCCCACACCAGGUCGCGCACCGGCGAUUUCUCCCGUAGAACAAAGAAGGAAAUAGAGGGACUGAGAAGGGUGGGACUCGAACCCAAGUCUCCCACUCAUCUCACCCCACCCCACCCCCCCCACCCCACCCCUCCACUCCACUCCACUCCACACAUCCCAUCCAGCCAGCCUUUUCUGCCUGCUGGUGCCUCGGCCGCUGUCCGAGCCCCGCCCCGCGGGCUCGCACGUGGCCCCCGCCUGACCCGGCGCCCCGGGGCGGAGUAG
Molecule: messenger RNA, 459 nt
Organism: Symphalangus syndactylus (siamang)
Lineage: Eukaryota; Metazoa; Chordata; Mammalia; Primates; Hylobatidae
Source: RefSeq, a predicted model, not a curated record